This is a messenger RNA of Oryctolagus cuniculus (rabbit), 4646 nucleotides long. RefSeq names its product lysyl oxidase (gene LOX). Gene Ontology annotation, biological process: peptidyl-lysine oxidation; collagen fibril organization. NCBI's taxonomy places the organism in Eukaryota, Metazoa, Chordata, Mammalia, Lagomorpha, Leporidae. Gene Ontology annotation, molecular function: protein-lysine 6-oxidase activity; copper ion binding. The record is from RefSeq and is a predicted model, not a curated record.
AUGCUCUGCUCCUGGACGGUGCUCCUGCUCGGGCCGCUGCAGCUCUGCGCGCUCGUGUGCGGCGCCCCGCAGGCUGCGGGCCAGCAGCAGCCCCCGCGCGAGCCGCCGGCCGCCCCGGGCGCCUGGCGCCAGAGGAUCCAAUGGGAGAACAACGGGCAGGUGUUCAGCCUGCUGAGCCUGGGCGCCCAGUACCAGCCUCAGCGCCGUCGCGACGCGGGCGCCGCCGCCCCGGGGGCCCAGCGCGCCGCCGGCCCGCAGCAGCGCACGCCGGUGCUGCUGCUGCGAGACAACCGCACGGCCGCCGCCAGCCGCCCCCGGCCCGCCGGCCGCCACUGGUUCCAAGCCGGCUACGCGUCGCCUGGGGCCCGCGACGCCGGCGCCUCGCGCGCUGGCAACCGGACGGCGCAGGGCGAGCCCCCGGCGCUCAGUAACCUGCGGCCGCCCAGCCACGUGGACCGCAUGGUGGGCGACGACCCGUACAACCCCUACAAGUACUCGGACGACAACCCCUAUUACAACUACUACGACACGUACGAGAGGCCCCGGCCAGGGAGCAGGUACCGGCCCGGCUACGGCACCGGCUACUUCCAGUACGGUCUCCCGGACCUGGUGCCCGACCCCUACUACAUCCAGGCGUCCACGUACGUGCAGAAGAUGUCCAUGUACAACCUGAGAUGCGCCGCCGAGGAGAACUGCCUGGCCAGUUCAGCGUACAGGGCAGACGUCCGAGACUAUGACCACAGGGUGCUGCUCAGGUUCCCCCAACGAGUGAAAAACCAGGGCACGUCCGAUUUCCUACCAAGCCGACCGAGAUACUCCUGGGAGUGGCACAGCUGUCACCAGCAUUACCACAGCAUGGAUGAGUUCAGCCACUAUGACCUGCUGGAUGCCAACACCCAGAGGAGGGUGGCUGAAGGUCACAAAGCCAGCUUCUGUCUGGAGGACACCUCCUGUGACUAUGGCUACCACCGGCGAUUUGCAUGUACUGCCCACACACAGGGGCUAAGUCCCGGCUGCUACGACACCUACGCUGCAGACAUUGACUGCCAGUGGAUCGAUAUCACAGACGUCCAGCCCGGCAACUACAUUCUGAAGGUUAGCGUCAACCCCAGCUACCUGGUGCCCGAGUCGGACUACACCAACAACGUCGUGCGCUGCGACAUCCGCUACACGGGCCACCACGCGUAUGCCUCGGGCUGCACAAUUUCACCGUACUAGAAAGCCAGCCCCAACUCCCAACGGAUAAAUCAGUGCCUGGUGUUCUGAAGUGGGGAAAACGUAGAUAAGCUUCAGUAGGAUGAUGUAUUUUGAAAAAGGACGGAGAUCAACAAGGGAAUUUUUGUUGGGACCGCUUGACAACAAAGCACAUAACUGGAUUUUGAACAUUUACAUCAACAUUAUUUGGGAAGCUUCUAAUAUUAUUCACAGUACGUCAUGAAAUAACACAACGUUUCAAUUCUGUAGUUGCAUACUUGGCUUUCUGAAAGAACCCCAAAUUUCUUACGCUUCUUUUGUAAUUAUAAAUAGUCACGGAUGAGCCAAAAUUACUUUGAACUGAAAAAUGUUCUAAAGUGCUGGGACUUCAGUGGAUCAGCCUGUUGACCGGCUGAUGUAUGUCCUAGCCUAGGUUAAUUGAGAAAUGAUGCUCCUACCGCGUACGUCGACGCAUUUGGUGCUGAGGAAGGAAGGAACACAUUCCCAUCGGUGUCAAGAAAUGUUCUAUAUAGCAGAGAAAUGGCAAUAUAUGUAUUCAGAUAGUUAUAGCCCUCUAUCAAAGUUACGUUUACAUUUUAAAAUCCGUAGAUAGUGUUCUUUCUGUCGAGUGCACGACCUCAUCCUGACGGGGAGUGAACCGAGUAACGGGCCACCUGGCUCCCGUCAGGCGUUAAGUGAUGCUGCCCUCACUGUUUCCCAUGGGCAGAGGUCCUUGGGGUGGCAUCCUUACAGUCACCCUCCUGGGGCCGAUGGCACACGGAGAGCUGUGUAACUGGGAAGUCAUUGUGAUGACAGAUGUGAUGAAUCGAGAGAUACAGUGCCUCUCAGCAUAUCAAAGUCUUCACCGAACGAAUCUCCUUGCUCACAGAAAAACCAUACAGACGAGCCCCCCACACCACAGCUGUCUCUCAAAUGCUUAAAAAAUAAUAAUAAUGGAAAACAUCUGGGGAUUUUCAAGUUUUUUUUUUAAUGUUCAGCUUUUAAAAAGAGAACUGCUAAAAAUUAUUAAAUUAUUCAGACUCAAUGACAGUGUGUGUGCUGUGCUCUUAAGACGUCAAACCAUGUUGUCCAGGAACCAGUCACACCUGUUUGUGUGUGUCUGGAAGAUAGUCUGAAUUAACAAAGCACGUGGCAUUACCUACUAGGGAUGAUCAGCAAGGGGGAAAAAUACUUUCUGUAACACCAAGGACUGUGCUGCAUAAUGAGACAGUUGUGAUUUUGUUUUAAACUGUGAAGCCACGACAGAAUCUGGAGAUUUUUCUCUUUUGCCUAAAUUCAAAAGAUGUGUAAAGAAUUCUAAUCAGACUUUUAAGUGAAUGGUGCUGAAGCAAACGUUUUUCCUACGUUAACAGGUCUUAAAGUCUCAAGGUAUUUCCAGUGCCAGAACAGGGUAGGCAGAAUUCUCAGAGAGACUUGGUAUCCCGUCUUAUUUGUCGCAAGAGUGGUCGAGUCGACACCAGUGAUGAGCAGUGAUGUACCCUCACUGGGUGCGUCCGUGGUGAGAACAGCCAGAGAUGGACGGUCAUGGGGGCAGUCAGCGGGACACCUGGUCCUCCUGGCCGGGGCACGUGCUUCCAGCAGAGAAUACAGACAGCUAGUCUCUGAGCUGUGGGAUGGCUUCUUUGAUGGACCUCUUCGGCUUACAUUGCUUCUUAGUUUUAAGAUUGUAGAGUGCUCCUUUCAAAUGAUAAUCUUUUCUAAUAGAGGUAUUUUAUGUUAUUUGCUUAAAAAAAAAAAAAGCAACCAAAAACUACUGUCAGUAUUAAUACUGAGCCAGACUGGUGUCUGCAGAUAUCACAUCCAUCUUUUCAUUAAGAUUCUUACCCUGUAUUGAAAUCUAGCCAACAUCACAGCCUUUGGAUCCAUAGCAGAAGACACAUUUAUCACCAUUCUUUGUACCUCUUAUCUGUCCAUCCAUCAUCAUUUGAGGGUCUAAUAUAUGCCAGACACACACAUGCUAGGCAUUGAGACGUAGAAAAGACGUGCUAACUUCUGUCAGUUUUCUUUAAAUGUCAUUAUUACCCAUAAAAUUCAUAGGAGUUUUACAAAAGCACAUGUCUUUAACAUUUUAGUUAUUUUUCAUAACCAUUCUUCAUUUAAAAAUAAACAUUGAUCAUCAUAUGCAUCUAUGUAUUUGUAAUAAUUAAAAAUGUGUUCGAAGGUCCCAAAGUAUCUGCCCUUUAAAUACAAUGUGUACUGUUUCGUUGAUCUUGAAAAAGGAGUUUUUCCAAUUAGGAAAUUAAAGUUUCUUGCGAAUAAGCAAGAAUAACCUAAGUGAACAUUCCUCCUCCUGCCAUUAGCCCAAAUGUUCCCAGAUAAUUGGACAUGCCGACUUCACAUGUAACAUUUUGGGGCCUCAAGGAGUCUUCCCUCCGAAUAACUGCCAAAUGCGGAUAACACACAAUGGGGCUGAUUAAUACAGAGCCCACUUCAGCCUAAACAAAUUCUAAAUAAAACUGCUGAACACAAAAAGUAAAACUGAUAUAUGAAAUCCUAAAAGUGAGAAGAGACUGGCUUUUGUACUCAAAGACUGUGGAGACACAGACAAAUAGGAAAACAAGUCUGAGUCUCCCAUAUAGCUUGUUACCCAAACCUAACGAGAUCUUGACCUCCGAAGGCUAGGAUUCAGCCUCCCAACAAUAUGGUGACAUAGUGAAUACACAACUUGCCUAUUUCCAGAAAAAUCUUUAUAUUUUUAUAUAAUAAUUUUAUUUACAAUCUCUUCAGUAGGCAUUAUUUGUAAUAACAAAGCUUUUUUUUUUUUUGCUCUUAGAAAUCUUAUAGGAUAAUUACACUUAGAAACAUUCCCAAAUUUCAGAGUCUAGAAGAAAUGCAGUUUGUUAAAAUUUCCCUAUUACUCAGCGCUAAUCUUUGGCAGAUUACACUAAAAUAUCAAAUUUCUGAUCUGGUUGGGAGAUACUAUGUUUUACAAAUAAUUUGUUUUCAUAUUGAUAGUAUAACUGGUAACUAAAGGAUACCCCUUUUCUAUUUCAUGACUUGAACUCAUAUUCACAAUCAGUAUAUUCAAUCAGAUUUAAGUUUCAUACCAGCUAUUCCAUGUCCUGGGCCACUUUUGUACACAAAGUAUUUCAUUUAUCCUUCAAUCUAAAAUGGUGCUGAAUUAUUUCAACUUGAAUGUAAAAUGCAUUAAGUCUUAGCUCAUGGGAAUAUAAACAUUUAAUUAAUAUAUAAUUGCUUGCUUAAUUGACAUGUCAUUUGUUAUUAUAAUGUUUUUAAUGAAAGUUUUUGUUUCUCCCAAAUUUUUCAGGAAUCCUAUUUGUAGAACAUUUGUAACUUUGAAGAGCUUUUAUUUUAAAUGCCCAGACACUGGCUUUAUAUUCAUCCUUGCAUUCUCAUAUUCUUUUAUUAUAUGCCUAUAUUAUGAUUGCAAGACUAUAUAAAAAUGCCUUGAAUAAAUGAUUUCAAGUAUC